CGCAGAAUAUGUGCGACUAAGGGUGUUGGGUUUGAAUGAGUUUUGGUGAUUUUUAGUUCCGAAAUAAGAAUAACAAAAGUGCUAUUUUAGUAAUAAAUCGAUUAAAUGGACAGUCGUUUGCAGGAGAUACGAGAGAGGCAGAAGCUGAGGCGGCAGCUUCUUGCACAGCAGCUCGGUGCAGAAAGUGCAGACACCAUCGGCGCCGUUCUUAACAGCAAGCAGGAGCUAAAAGAGAUCGAGGAAACCAGAGAGACCUGCAGAGCGUCGUUCGACACAACAGUACCCAGCUCUAAAAAGAAAUGCCUAAACGAAGGUGAAGAUGCUGAUGAGGACGUGGAGGAACAGAGGGAGGACGUUGAGCCGCAGCAGCAGGAGGAAAGCGGCCCGUUCGAAGAGGUCUACAAGGACUCCAGCACCUUUCUGAAGGGCACCCAGAGUCUGAACCCUCAUAAUGAUUACUGCCAGCAUUUCGUGGACACCGGUCACCGGCCGCAGAACUUCAUCAGGGACGUUGGCUUGGCCGAUCGAUUUGAGGAGUAUCCUAAACUCCGAGAGCUCAUCCGACUCAAAGACGAGCUCAUCUCCACGACCAACACUCCUCCCAUGUACCUGCAGGCCGACAUGGACACGUUCGAUCUGAGGGAUCUGAAGUGUAAAUUCGACGUGAUCCUGCUGGAGCCUCCGUUAGAGGAGUACUACAGGGAGUCGGGAAUCAUCGCCAGCGAGCGCUUCUGGACCUGGGACGACAUCAUGAAGCUGGAGAUCGAUGAGAUUUCUGCCCUGCGCUCUUUCGUCUUUCUCUGGUGUGGCUCGGGCGAGGGGCUGGAUCUGGGCAGGAUGUGUUUAAGGAAGUGGGGUUUUAGGAGAUGUGAGGACAUCUGCUGGAUCAAAACCAACAAGAACAACCCGGGCAAGACUAAAACUCUGGACCCUAAAGCAGUCUUCCAACGGACCAAGGAGCACUGCCUGAUGGGUAUUAAGGGCACGGUGCGGCGCAGCACCGACGGUGACUUCAUCCACGCCAACGUGGACAUCGACCUGAUCAUCACAGAGGAGCCGGAGAUGGGAAACAUCGAGAAGCCGGUGGAGAUCUUUCACAUCAUCGAGCAUUUCUGCCUGGGGCGUCGACGCCUGCACCUGUUCGGCCGCGAUAGCACCAUCCGCCCAGGCUGGCUGACCGUCGGACCCACCCUGACCAACAGCAACUUUAACGCUGAACUCUACUCCUCCUACUUCACCUCCUCACACCUGUCCGGCUGCACCGAGGACAUCGAGAGGCUCCGGCCCAAAUCCCCGCCGCCCAAGGCCGAUGGGGGCAGAGGGGCUCCCCGCGGUGGGCGGGGCGGUGUGCCGGGUGGGCGGGGCGAGCGCGGGCGGGACAGGAGCCGGGCCGGCUUCCGCGGGGACCGCGGCGGGUUCAGGGGCCGCGGCUUACCCCAUCGAGGCUUUCCUCCCCGGUAGACGGGGACGAAGCUUUUACGCCCGUUCUGGUUUUAUCAAGGACAGAUGGAGUGUUAGCAGUGACAUUUUUGUACUUUGUAUUGUUUUUAUUCAUUCUUUUAGUUAACAGCAGCAAACUGAGUCCCAACUGAGUCAUUUCCAAUUCCCCUUCUGGACGAGGAGCGCAGUAGACCAUCACCCCCCACUUUUGGGUUCCUGUUAAGCUCCUCGUGACUCAGAUCAGGGCGAGACCCGGUCCGACCCUCCCUCAGACAGACACGGGCGAUUGUGCUUGUGUGGGGCGCCCGGCCAGGUCGGCAUCUCUGCUGAGAUUCGAACCCCCGAGCAUCUUAGCAAAGUCUGUUUUAUUUACCUGUUCUUUAGUUAAAUUCUGUGUCUGAUCAUUUUUUGUUCAUUUUUUUUUACUGCUUGUGUGGAAUCUACACAACCAAACUCGGCGUCUUUAGUAAUAAAAACGACUUUUUUUUUA
This is a messenger RNA of Trichomycterus rosablanca, 1930 nucleotides long. It is a transcript of the gene mettl14, whose product is annotated as methyltransferase 14, N6-adenosine-methyltransferase subunit. Bases 106 to 1461 code for a protein of 451 amino acids. Lineage: Eukaryota; Metazoa; Chordata; Actinopteri; Siluriformes; Trichomycteridae. Gene Ontology annotation, cellular component: nucleus; RNA N6-methyladenosine methyltransferase complex. The transcript is spliced from 11 exons. Gene Ontology annotation, molecular function: mRNA binding. The record is from RefSeq and is a predicted model, not a curated record.